Numida meleagris (helmeted guineafowl) is the source of this 9478-nucleotide messenger RNA. RefSeq names its product APC membrane recruitment protein 1 (gene AMER1). The record is from RefSeq and is a predicted model, not a curated record. Gene Ontology annotation, cellular component: plasma membrane. Gene Ontology annotation, molecular function: phosphatidylinositol-4,5-bisphosphate binding; beta-catenin binding. Gene Ontology annotation, biological process: regulation of canonical Wnt signaling pathway. The transcript has 3 exons. NCBI's taxonomy places the organism in Eukaryota, Metazoa, Chordata, Aves, Galliformes, Numididae. The coding region runs from base 248 to 3739 and encodes 1163 amino acids.
GCUCGGCGUUCUGCCCGCCGGUCCGCUCCCGAGUGCUUCCCGGAGCGCGGGGCCUGGGGCCUGGCUGCAGCCCGGCGUGGUGGUGGGACCCUGACCCGCUCGGCCCGGGGCUGCGGGGCGGGCCGGCUUCGGCAGAUUGUCCCGGCGGAGCCGUCCCGGAUCAGCCACGAUGCUUUGGUCCCUGUGCCUGCAAGAAGACUCUGCCGCCAUCGUUUCCAGCUAGAAACACGCGAACCGAGCAGCUGCCAUGGAAACAGCCUGCACGGAGGAGGCUGCCAGGACCCGGUCGCAGUCUGCAGCUUGCAGGCAGUGCAAGGGCGGUGAGCAGCAGCCGGAGGAGAACAGUGAGCGGCUGUCCCAGCGGAGUGAUGCUUCAGCCGCGGCUGCGGAGCAGCAGCAGCCCCAGGCACCCUCCGGCAAGCUGAAGAAAACUGCUUUCAAGCUGUUUGGAGGGAAGAGGAGUAUAUGUACACUGCCAAGUUUCUUCAGCAGCAGAAACAAAGGCCAGGGGAAAGGAGCUUCGAAAAAGGGUCUCAGUAAAAGUAAGACUCACGAUGGGAUCAGCGGCACUGCAUAUGAUGAGGGCAGCGGGGCGCAGUUGGAAAGCCCUUCGGAUGGAAGCAGGGAUUCUCAUCCUUGCCUGCUGCCAAGCUCCCAAAGUGUUCACGUGGCCAUAGACACCAGUGUCAAGUUUGAUUUUGGCCGGCAGGAUAGCUCUCCGCCAGGGAGUAUUGAGGGCAAUGAAAAGAAGCCCAACGGAGACAAGUCAUCCUUCCCCAGACCAAAAAAAGGCCUGAAGGGGCUUCUCAACAGCAUCCGGCGUCACCGUAAGAGCAAGGUUGCCGAGUGUGAGAAAACAGAGCUCUCUGAGUGGCCUGGGGAUUCGGAGGAGACCAGCAAAGCUCAAGGCACAAAAGCGGAAACCCCUGGAGCUGUGGAGGAAAGGGGACCCGGAUCUGUCCCUCCUGCAGCAGCCUGCCCAGGGAGCUCAGUGGAUAACUGCUCGGUGCGCACAGAAGCUGACUUUGGGGAGGCUGCUGAGCCAGACUGGCUCCAAGCUGAUAAGGGCAGCUGUGAGGGCAAUGUGAUGGCAGUGCCUGGGGACAAGGAUGACCUGGAUGCAAAAUCAGAGGUAGAUGCUGUUGUCUACACAGAGUCCAACUACAGCCAUCUCCCAGUGGCCCUUCAUCCAGACUUAGCAGACAACGACCCUCCCUCAUUACACUCUGGGGACCAGCUGAGUCUCCUCUUUGGAGACGUCACAUCCCUGAAAAGCUUUGAUUCCCUCACGGGUUGCGGAGACAUCAUUGCUGAGCCUGACAUCCUCAGCAUUGCUGAGAGCACGAUCUCUGUGGAGCGCAGCAGAGACACGGCUAAACGGAGCCCGUGCCUCGUCACCUACCAGGGAGGCGGGGAGGAGAUGGCCAUGUCUGAGGAGGAGUACCUCCAGCAGAUAUGGGAGGGCACCGCUGAAGAGGGCAGGAGCUACGAAGCCCCGCUGCCUCCAGCUGUGAGCAGUCCCGAACUGCAGGCAGUGAGCAGCAAGUUGGAGACGCGUGGUUUGCAUGAGGGGGAGGUCCACCUCUAUGCUGGUGGGGCAGUGGAUGGGGUUGAGCUCCUGACACCACAGAGCGACCAGCAAGAGUCCGCGCCUAACAGCGAUGAGGGAUAUUAUGACUCCACCACACCGGGACCGGAGGAUGAAACUGGGGAUGGGCUUUGUGAGAUCAAGAAGGACCGUCUUCCCAGAGACAGCUACAGCGGCGAUGCACUUUAUGAGUUUUAUGAGCCCGAUGACACACUAAUGAGCCCCUCUCAUGGGGAACAAUCCCUGUUUGAGAGCAAAGUCUCUCACCCGGAGAUCUUCAGCUACUUCUUGGACUUCUGCCUCCCUGCUGAGAAGAGCUUGAUCCAGAUGAUGGAUCAGAAGAGGGGGGUUAUGGAAACCGAAGAAGAGCGGCUAGCUGCCAUUCAGAAAGAGCUGCUGUUUUGGGAGCUGCAGAGGGAACCAGGCUUGAAGCGACUUGAUGUUCCCAACAAAGAGAAGUGUCCCAGGGAAAAGCAGCAUGUUGAAUGUAAAACUAGAGCAGCCAACUUGAUUGGCAAAAAUCAGAGUUGCCUUGGUAGUGAGCAGAUUGCCUCUCAAGCUCUAAACAGGAGUGUGACUGGUGGGAUUUCGGUGGCUAGAGCUGAAAAUCCAGAAUGGAGUGAUUUUCCAGGGCCUUUGUGUCCAGAGAACUGUUACAACAGCCAAAAAGCCCAAGGAAGUUGCCUUAUUCAGCUCAUGAAGAACAACCCAGGGUUUGAUUCUGACCCAGAUCAUGCGUCGUUUGCGGGACCCCUCCAUGGCAGUGCAGCCCCGGCCAAACUGGGGAUGUUCCCCAGCCACAGACCCCUGGAGCAUGAGGGCUGCUCGCAGAAUGACCACCACAGUGGGGUGGAGGCUGCCAGCAGAGAGCCCCAGGCUGACCACGAGUGCGAACCUGAGCAUGCCAUGAGCUUCUCACAAGCUUUGGUGGAGUUCACCAGCAGUGGGACCCUCUUCUCCAGCCUCUCGGAAAGCCUGGGCAGCUCCGACUCUGGCUCUUCCUUCACUCAGAACCUCCCCGUCCUCCCCACCAUGGUCACGUUCGACAUUGUUGACGUGGAGCAGGAAGGGGAAGGGGAGUGCGAACAGCACCUAGAGAUGAAUGCUGAUGAGGAGAUGGCUGCGUCCUUUGAGGCCUUCGAUGAGAGCUACAUGCAGAAGGAGUCGUUUGCUGAAUGUGACGAGAGAAUGUUCCUGGGGUACCCCCAGGGCUCCUCCCAGAGCUGUAACUGGGGGGUUGCCAGCCUGCCCCGGCACCUGCGUCUGCACGGGCUCAGCCCUGCCAUGCCAGCACCGCUCUCCCUUAACAGGAGAAGCAGGUCGCUUGACACGGAGAGCCUGGAGUUUGAACUUGCGGACUUGCAGGUUUCCAAGAACGGCCUUAAGCCUUGCCAGCUGUGGUCAAAAUGGGACAAAAAGUAUUCAGAUGGAGUGAGAAGGAGCAGAAGCAAAGAGGAGGCCGAAUUGACAGCUCCUGAAGGUGGGGAGGCCAAUGGUGUGCUGAGCUGGCCGGGCUUGCAGUACCUCCAGUACGAUGCCGAGCUGGCUCCCGGGGGGAUCAAACACUGGGGUUUUGCUCCAGCUGCUGGGAUGCAGAGCAGCUGGGAGCCAUCAGAGCGGUCAGAUGCGGACCCCUCCUUUUUGCCCCUUUCCAGGAGCAGUGCCAGAGAAACUCUGGAAAGGCAGCCUCAAGAUCCGGAGCCAAACAGGCUCCUGGUCAGGCCAUCCAACUUACCUCUGCAGCCUGACACGAGGCAGCCCCAGGAGGCGUCUGGGUCAUACAGGUAUCACGGAGAAGCCCCGGCCAAAAAGCUCGCGCGUGUGCUCCCGCUGGGGGAACCAGAGCAGUCACAGAACAUCAGCUUUGCCCAGUCCCCGGAGAAACCAACCAAGUGCAAACCUGUCGGCGUCACCCAUGGAAUGCCCCAGUUCCACGACAACGAUGACACCGAAACCUUAAAAAGCUCAGCCUGCUUUGCAGAGUGCCACGGGAGUGCCAGCAAAGAGCUGCUGAAAGGGAGAGCUGCAACGGGGAAUGCGCUGCCCGGCGGCUGCCUGAGCACUGCAGUGAAUUGCGAACCACCACUCUCGAACACAAUACACGAUGCAAAAUGUGGUAGCAGCCCCAGUGCACAGUCCCACUGCUGCUAGAAUAAAAUCUGGAAGUGGACCCAUUUCUAGUACGGCAGGUUUGUUUUCUGCAGAUGUACCUGAAGGGCACCAUCACCUUAAGCAAAGAAGCUGAGCAUUUGGCAGUUGUGAAGGAGUGAGGAGCAGUGCUGUGCUGUGACCUCGCUGGCUGUGCCAGUUGUGAGCGGUCGCUUCUCCCACACUGGGGUUUCUCCCCAUAGGGCCGGGCUGCAUGGCUGCUCUGCAGGACGUUCCUGGAGUCUCCGCUUCAGGGCUGCAGCCAGGGGAGCGCGUCCUGGGGAAGCUAUCAAAAGAAAUUGGGUUUCUUCCCAGUUCUUCCCUUUGCUGUGAAACGUUUUUAUUUAUUUAUUUUUUUUGGACAAACUUUUAAUGUCUUCCAUCUUGAUCUUGAUUUGGGGAGCCGCAGAGGAAGGAUGCAGGUUAUUUUGAGAGCAAGGACAGGAGGCGAUUCAGCUGCAAGGGGAACUUUGCUGCCACUUUUUUUUUCCUGCCUGAGAGGAAAGCAGGAGUUUUUGUGUGUGUGCUGAUAACGUUUUCCAGUUCUAGCUUUAAUCUGCUCAAAAAUAUAGCACGCAGAGAGAUGUUCUAUGAUGGAUUCCCUUUCAAGAACAAAGCGUCAGUCCCUUUUCUUUGUCAUGGUGUCUCUUCAUGGUGUGUAAUUUCCAGCUGAAGCCUUUCCUACGCUUUGUGCCUCAUCCCCAGCCUCUCCCAGGCCAAGGGCACGUGUACGGCUUCUCUGAAAUAAGCUAAAUUUGCAUUGGGCCUGUAGCUGUAAAGUUGCUGAUGCUGUGUUGUUUUUUGUUUUAAAUUUUGUGUUUAUUUUCUUUGUAUAAACUCAUACGAGGAAAGUAUUCUAUUAAUUGGAAUACAGGAUGUAGCACAGCCUAAAUUAGGCUUCACAACUUCUUCCUUCUAACUGGAGGGAACAAAAAUGCUGAAAAUUGCUGCAGGCUUUUGAUUUUCUUUUGUUGUUUUUUUUUAAUUCCUCUUGAACAAGUGUGGAGAAGAAACACAAGUGUAGGAGACCAACAUUCCAUGGAGGUUGUCAGAGCUCUUGGAAACACCUGUUCCAGGAUGGCAGAGCAGAGCUGACACCUUUCCUGAAGAAGUUCUCAGUGUCCUUGUUGAUCUGAAACACACUGGUCUCUAAACCAAACCUUCCCUCAAGCGGAUCAGCUUCAGAGCAGAGGCUUGUGCCAGGGGACCUCUCACCAUCGGGCAGAAGGAGAGGACCUAAGAGACAGGGAGGAAUGGAAACAGGUCCCUGCUCGGGGUGGCUGGCAAACCCCUCUCCUGGCCUGCCUUGCCUUCCCAGGUGCUCUUGCGUGAUAGGUGUGCAGCUCUGGAACUUAAGAGAUGGGCAGAUGAGGAUGUUGGUGAACAUCCAUCCAGCGGGUUCUGUGGGGUGAGUCAGUUACCCACGUACCCCAAAACUGCCUUUGCCAGGAGCAAAAGAAAGGUGAUUGUCCUAGGGGACUCCCUUCUGAGGGGAACUGAGGGCCCAGUAUGCUGAGCAGACCCUUUCCCACAAGGAAUUCUGCUGCCUCCCUGGGGCCUGGGUCAAGGACAUCGCCAGGAAGCUCCCUGCUCUGGGACAGCCCUCCAGUCAUUACCUGCUUCUGGUAGUGCAGGCUGGCAGUGAUGAAGUUGAGGGGAGAAGCCCAAUAGCCCAGCUCAAGUGCACCCACAACACUGCUGAUGAACUGUGGGAUGGCACACCACAAUCAGACUGCGUGCUAGUGAGAUCCUUCAUUUUGCUCCACGAGGUGCUGGGUACGAUGAAACACUUCUGAAAUGCUUGUACACCAACACAUGCCGCAUGAGGAGCAAGCAAGAAGAACUAGAAGCCUUGGCUCAGUCCCAGAGCUACUACAUCAUUGGCAUAAGCAAACCCUGGUGGGAAGAGUCCUGUGGCUGGUGUGCUGUGAUGGAUGGUUACAGACUCUUCAGAAAAGGCAGGGCACCAAGAGGGCAGUGGGCACAUGGCCGAGAGCUGCAGGAGUUCAGCAGGUGUCUGGGCAGUGCUCUCAGGUCUGGUUUUUGAGUGGUCCUGUGUGGAGCCACGAGUCUGACUCAAUGAUCAUUAUGGGCCCCUUCCAACUCGGGAUAUUCUGUGAGUCCCUUUCUCUGGCUUACAGAGCUUCUUCUACUUCUGUCCAACUGACUGUAGUUCAGUUAUUGAUGAAUUGGAUGUUCUUUUUCCCGAACUGCCUAUUUUCUGCUUCUGUUUGCAGCAGAGAUUGUAACGUGAAAUCACAGUCUGGAAAUAGCGUGGUGAUCCCCUUCAGCAGAGCCUGCCUGCACGCCGUGGGGCGGCGGGGCUCUGCUCAGCGCUGCUUGGAGCCGAGUCCUGCCCCGGAGCAGCUCACCAGGUGCUGCCCACACCUGCAGCCCAGGUACGCGUGUGGCUGCGGUUGGAAACGUGGGCAGCUCCCUGAUAUUGCUCUACUUGUAGGGUACUGAGGCAUGAAGAGCUUUUUUGUUUUGUUUCCCUAAGCAGAAUGGGUUCUAUUAUUUCUUCUUGAGACGAGGCUUCUUACUGUCCUGUCCUCGUACGUCCGUGAAGGAACAGGGAAAGGUGAAGCCAGAAUUCCUUCUUGGCAGCUCCACUUACAUGUAUGUUGUUGUUUGUUUGUUUGUUUUCUGAACAGAUUCCUGAAGCUUGAGCAGUCCCAUCCAUGUGUCCUUGGGAUUAAACCUUCAUUUUUCAGUGUUUGUGCCACGAGCAUCCCCUAACAAACGCUCCUAACUCCCUCUUGCUCGGGGUGUGCUCAGCUUCGGAUCCCAGCCGAGCUCCGCUGCAACUCAGCGCUGAUCCCAAAGAAAGGAUCCCAUAGUUAUCACUAGCAACACCAGAGAUGUCACAACACAAAUAGGUGCUCACUGGAAUUGCUUGGCCUCCGCAGUGGCCUCUUACAGGAUUUUUUUAACCAUGAUCUUGUUUUAGCAUGUCACCAAAGGCAUCUUGUGGCUCAAAGGGGUUUUGCGUAGUGUGUUGUUUGUAAAUGGUGCAGCCUUUGCCAAAGUUCUGGUGAAGGAUGAAAGUGUCUCAGUGCUAAAAUGAAUGUUCAGUUGCAAAUGCAUGUCUGUAGUAAUAAUUAUUUUGGUUGUAGGUACGUAGUGGGAAGACUUAUUGGACAACAGUUCCUAGACUCUGAUGUGUGAAAGCAAUACAGCCAAGACUUGAUAAUCUGACUUUAUACCAAAGGUUUCUCCUCUUAAUGUGAUUUGAACUAAACAAAUCAAGGAUCCGUUGAUUUAAAAUGAGGUUUCUAAAAGCAUUUUUAAAAUAAUUUAUUGGGUUACUGGAGUAUUCUGCUCCAUUAACCCAAAGAAAUAAGAAUUUUCAAUAUACUAACCUAGUCUGUAAAUUGUCACUGCCAUAGACUGGAUUUCAGUACCUAAUGUAUUCCUGCUUCUGAAAUACCUGUCUGCUGUGGAGUAGAUAGGACCUGACCUUCCCACCAUGCUUUCCUAGUAGGGAAUUGCAAAGGGACUACAGUUUGAGUGCCAAAUACAAGCUCCUGGAUCUUGAUCUUAUCCCCCUAUGGCUUUAGGAGAGAUUUCUCACAGCUGCAUAGUCCAAAUUAACACAUCACUGGGGUGGGAAUAGUCGUUCUGGUGUGGUCUUAGCCCAUUUUCAGAAGCAAUGCAUCUGGGAAUGAAAGGAUAAGCUUUAAGGGGGGUCCUUCAUCCUUUCUGUGACCUACGAGGCUGUUCAUUGAUGUCUGGGAAUGCUUAGUGGCCAGUCUUUGUUGAAGCCAAACAGAAGAGGAUUUGGUGUCAUAGGGAGUGCUUGGCGCAAGUUGUUGUCUCCUUCAGUGGGAUCCCGUGGCUGCUCUCUGGUGUGGGACAGGGGCCUGGGAGGACACCCUCAUUGGUUGUGAGCUCUUGGAGCUCUUUGACCACUGCUGACCUCGUAACGAGCACGAUUUUCCUAAAAAUGUGAUGGAGGAAUUCCCCACCUGAGUCCUUGGACCACGCUGAAGCUAGAAGCAGUCCCGUUGCUCACUGAGGGCUGCGGCUUCUCAUUUCUGGCUCAAGCCGCCGUCUUCUAACCUGGUAAAAUAGAGACUCACCCUAGGAACCUGAGCUUGAGAGCAGUAACUCUUGUGUAGAAGAGGUCAGCGGAGGCAGAAAUGAGGCAUACAGGUCGGGGCGAGCAGGUUGUCUGGCCGAGGUGUGGAGAAACAGCCCCAAACCUCGAGGAGCUCAGCGCAUCCAGGGGCAGCCUUGGAGCGCUGGGUCAUGGCUGUUGGCUGCAGAUCAACCCCUGCCCAGGUCAGCCUACCAAGUAACUCUGUAUUGCGUUUGGGGGGCUUUGGUUGGUUGGUUGUUCGUUUGUUUUUUUUUUUUAUAUAUACACAUAAAAAAACGGUCGAUUUUAUCUAUUUUUGUAUAGUUUUGCAUUUUAUAUUCAUGGGGAAAUUUUACGGACUGUUCUUUUCCUUACGUACGUUACGCGUUUCAAAACGGUGCGGUUUACAGUUCUGAUGGAGAAACAGCAAUUAAUUGCUGUCACUGCUGCUGCCACUGCCUGUGCAAUGCAAGAGACCCACCUUGCUCCCCACACCGUCGUGCAGCGUGCUGUUCAGUGGCAUCUGAAGGAGCAACUCUGGCAACGAGAAGCCAGUCCACUGCCACUGCACGCUGUGCGCGGACACCGCCAAGACGUCAGCUUUGAUGCUGGUCUGUCACACUCGUCAGCUGUUUCUGAGCUUUGUUUUGGAUCUGAAUUUGUGCACCGUGGUGAUUUUUUCCCUGAAAGUAUUGUUGGCUGUCUUUAAAAAAAAAAAACCAUCCAAACCAUGUGGAUUUCAGCUGGGGCUUUCCCUUCCGCGUGCUUCAGUUCAGUUGUCCCACACUGGGCUCUCCUCAAUCCCCUGCAGCAGUCGCAGAGCAGGAGAUGCUGCUGGCUGCUGUGGGGUGAUGUGGAAACCGGUGGCAGAGUUCCUCCUGGAACAACGUUGCCUUGAAUUCUGGGGUCACAACCAAAAGGAAAGCUCCGGGUACACUGAGAUCCAACACUAGUUAAUGUGGAUCUUUUUUUUUUUUUUCCCUUAAUGGAAUGAAUAUGCUGCUUUGUUUGCCUGACUCGGUGCCCUGCAGAGUUUGCAACCCUGUGUGGGGUGUAAGGGCUGACACAACUCUCUGCAGAAGGUCGCGAUGAUUGGCUGAGCGGAGGAGGACAAUGCCCAGCGCUGACGUGCAAAAAGAAAAUUAAAUGCUGAAAAGCUGAAAGAUUACAGCUGAAAGCAGAUUCGUCCCUUCUUCCCUCCGAGCCAGCACCAGCAGAGGUGGCAGUUCCAAGCUGAGACGUUUGGCUCUGCGCAGAUUGUUGCGUCUUUUAAUUCCACAGCCCUUAACAAACGGGGGCACUGUCGGGGUUCCUUAGGAUGGAGCAGGGCUGGGAUGGCCGCUCUCCUGGCAGCUGCUCCCGGGGCCCGCAGCGCAGGCAGCACAUGGGAACCGAGGGGAGCCCGUGGGUUCUAAGGAAGCAGUGCUGCCCCAGCUCUGCCCCUCUGUCCCCACUGCGGCUGUGCAGGGAGCCCCGUCCAGCCCCGCUGCGUGCUGCCCUGCUCCCUGCCGGGUGCCACGUUCGGGGCUGUUGUUCUGUUUUGUUCUGGUCUCAUUGCUACUCAUCCUCUCGACUUUUUAAUGUACUGACUGUGUUUUAAAUUGAAUGUUCCUUUCACCGAAUCCUAAUGAAUAAACUUCAGAUUUUUAGAGAACACCUGA